Metopolophium dirhodum (rose-grain aphid) is the source of this 1323-nucleotide messenger RNA. RefSeq lists its product as uncharacterized. Lineage: Eukaryota; Metazoa; Arthropoda; Insecta; Hemiptera; Aphididae. Gene Ontology annotation, molecular function: RNA-DNA hybrid ribonuclease activity; nucleic acid binding. The record is from RefSeq and is a predicted model, not a curated record. The transcript has a single exon. Bases 1 to 1323 code for a protein of 440 amino acids.
AUGAGUAUUGUUGACAAGCAUCUCUCAUCGCUCGGUCAUAAAUGUCUUAUUUAUGCUGACGAUCUAGUAAUUUUCUCUUCCAAUAAGUCCCUCAAUAUUUCCGUUGAUAACAUCAAUUCUGCCCUGAAGGAUCUAAGGUUUAUCCUAACCAAAUUGUCUUUUGAAGUUGCUCCUGAAAAAUGCAAAUCUGUUAUUUUCACUCGACGCAGAUACAUUAACCAUCUUAACAUAUAUUUUGAUAACAAUAUUAUACCUUUUGUACCAAUUAUCACUUAUUUAGGUAUCAUCCUUGAUCCCAAACUUUGUUGGUCACCUCACAUUACGUCACUCACAAUUUUCGCCUCUCGUUGGUCUAAUUUUCUUAGAUCAAUAACUGGUACGUGGUGGGGCUCUCAUCCCUCAUGCUUAUUAUCCAUUUAUUUCUCAAUUAUACGCUCUAAAUUGGACUAUGGUUGUUUCCUUUUUGGGUCAGCCUCUUUUUGUAAUUGGAAAAAACUUAACAAACUUCAAAUCUCCUGCCUCAGAACCAUUAUGGGUUAUGUAGAUUCCACUCCAUGCCCUGCUAUUGUAGUCGAAUCUAUUUGCCCGCCCUUCAAUAUUAGAUGUCGUUGGCUCGCUGGUAAAUUUAUUUUGAAAUCAUUAUCUCAUAGUAAACACUUAAUUUUUGACAUUUACUAUUCUUUAUAUCUCAAUUGGCGCUAUGUCCCCAAAUCCACUCCAGUCUUAUCUAUUAUCGCUAAUUCCGUUUCGUGUUUCCACCAAUUCAUCAUCAACUCAGUUAAACUUCCUCUUUAUGAGCUUCCAUAUGAUUCAUUACUAUGUUCCCCUCAUGUUCAAUUAGGUCAUCAAUUUUCUGACCUUUCCUCCAAUGAUUUCAAAUUGAUGUCUUACUCCAUGGUAAAUGCAGCUUUUUCAAACUAUCUUAAUAUACAGUUUCUCGAUUUUAUUAUUAUCUAUACAGAUGGAUCAGUAUCACCUCUUUUUGCUGUUUAUGCUUUCCACAUUCCAAAAUUGCAUUUAUCUUUCACUAACAACCUCCCUCCAUCGUCUUCCUCCUUCUCAGCUGAAUGCUAUGCUAUCAUCGAAGCCCUAACAUUAAUUCUUAACUUCACCCCUAAUAAAUAUUUAAUAGCCACUGAUUCUAUGUCCUGCCUACAAGCUUUAGUUUCCAACCCUUUCAACUCUCAAAUCUCCCCUAUUGUUCUUCGUAUCAAAUCACUUGUUUUCAACCUCAAUCAAUCUAACUACACGAUUCACUUCCUUUGGAUUCCCAGUCACACUGGUAUUCGAGGUAACGAGAUUGCUGAUAAUUUGGCUAAAUAA